AUGUAAAUUUUUUCAGGUUAUUAUCAACGGGAUGAGGUAUGUCUAAAUAUAUAAUUAGAGACGACUAGAUCGGUGUUUAGAAUUUAUUUAAGAAAUAACUGAUAAUGAAUUCAUUCCUUCAUUUUUUUAAAAUUCUGUUUGUAGAAUUGAUUAAUUAUCUGAUUAUUUAUCCUCAUAUCAAAUUGAAACUUAAACCUACGAAUUAAAAGAUUUGAUUGGUCGAUUAGGUGGGUAUGAAGACAAAUUAAUGUUUUCAAAAUUUAAAGAAAGAUAUCUUGGAUAGCCAGGUAUGACACAAAAAAAAGAGGCAGAUAUUACUUUUUUAAGGUUAUUGUAUGAAGAAAUAAAAUUAGAAAGAUAAUUAGAUGAUUAAAGGUAUAAAGUUUUUAAGAGAUGGGAUUAUAAUUGUUAAGUGCUAUUUAAAAAGUUAUCAUUUGGAACAAAUUUAGUGGAUUCAACAAAACUGAAGAAAUUCUUUAUAAGAAUAAGGUAAACAGUGACAGAUGAUGAAAUUGAAUUACUAUUAAAAAGAAUAGGGAGAGGAGAUGGAAAUAUUAUGACAUAUGAAGAUUUUAGUUAAGCCAUAAAGACAUAAAGAUAGAGAUCAUCAGAUAAAAUAGAGAUUCCUUAAAUGAAAAUAAGUACUGUGAUAAGGAGAGAACCUUAAUAUUAGAGUUAUAUGGAGAAAUUGAGAAGAAGAUAUAAACCACUUCAAACAUAAUAAUCAGUUAUAAUUCAUAAGAUUGAUAAUAGAGGGUGUCACACACCUAGAGCUAAGACUCCAACAACAACAACUAGAACAACAGAAGCAAAAUAGGCUAGAACAAGAACUCCAAAUUAAAAUACAGAACCUAGAUCAUUUGUUAAUGAAUCAAAAGAAUUCAAUACUUUGAUAUCAGUCUAUUUAAAUUAAUAAAGGUGUUUGUAAAAUGUAAUGGCCUAAUUAGAAGAAGUAGUUGUGUUAAAAUCCCUUAAUUCAAAGGAUUGGCAUAAAGAAUGGUCUGAAUUGGAAGUUGAUUCUAGAAAUAUCUCUCAAGAAUAUUUUUAAAAUGUUCUAAAUUAUUAUGAUGAAAGGAAACCUUUGCAAUAAAAGAUCAAUAUACCAGACUUGUAGAGUUCAGUAUAAAUUGUAGCCAAAAACUUAUUUUCUUUAUUAAGAGAAUAAGAAUUACAAUUGUAAUAGGCUAGAUUGUAAUUUUUGAGGGAAGGAACCUUAACAUCUUUAGAUAGGUAUCUACAUAAAGGAUAUAUGGAUGUACUUGAUGUACUGUAGAUAUUAGAACAUUCAACCUCUAGAAGUGUAACUUUAUCUGAUGCAGAAUUGAUGAUUGCCAAAUUUAAUAAAUUUGAUGGCAAAAAAACUAUUACUAGAAAAGCUUUAUUAAAUGAAUUAACUUGA
Messenger RNA from Paramecium sonneborni, 1399 nucleotides. The record is from the annotation of a GenBank genome assembly. Lineage: Eukaryota; Ciliophora; Oligohymenophorea; Peniculida; Parameciidae.